This is a messenger RNA of Jaculus jaculus (lesser Egyptian jerboa), 430 nucleotides long. RefSeq names its product guanylate cyclase activator 2A (gene Guca2a). NCBI's taxonomy places the organism in Eukaryota, Metazoa, Chordata, Mammalia, Rodentia, Dipodidae. The record is from RefSeq and is a predicted model, not a curated record. Gene Ontology annotation, molecular function: guanylate cyclase activator activity. The coding region runs from base 1 to 348 and encodes 115 amino acids. The transcript has 3 exons. Gene Ontology annotation, cellular component: extracellular region.
AUGAACACCUGCCUGCUCUCGGUUCUGUGCCUCCUGGGCGCCUGGGCCAUCCUGGCGGACGGAGUCAUCGUGCAGGAUGGAGACCUCUCUUUUCCUCUGGAAUCGGUGAAAAAGCUUAAGGACCUCAGGGAGCUCCCGAAGCCCAGGCUGUGGAGCCGCCGGAAGUCUGCGCCCAUGCAUGGGGAGCUACAGGCUCCCUGGCUCUGCAACUCCCCCGAGUUUCCGGAACCACUGCGGCCCUUGUGCAAGAAACCCGACGCCCAGGAGAUCCUCCAAAGGCUAGAGGCCAUCGCUCAGGACCCAAGCACAUGUGAGAUCUGUGCCUAUGCUGCCUGUGCUGGAUGUUAAAGCAGCUUUGCCACUGCCUGCUGGAAGGGAAUCCAGGACACCCCCUCUCUUAGCAGUUCAACUUAGCUUGGUGGCAGGGCGA